AUGAGCGACACCAACAAGGACCUCGAAGAUCUCGCGAAAUCAACCACCGAGGAUUUCUACGAGUUGCUUGGUGUAGCCUUCGAUGCGCCGGAAGCUGCAAUCAAGAAGGCUUACCGUAAAGCCUCGAUUCGUUACCAUCCCGAUAAAAAUCCCGACAACAAAGAUGCUGCGGAUCGCUUUAUUUACUUAGGAUGGGCUCGAGAUAUCCUCAUAGACGAGAAGCUAAAGGGCGAAUAUGACCGCGCGCGUACCAGGCGGCGGGAGAAAGCGCUCCAGGAUGAACUUCUGGACGGUCGGCGGCGCAAAAUGAAGGAUGACCUGGAAAGGAGGGAGCGAGAGGGCAAGGACUUCAUGAACAACCUAAAGAGGAAGAGGGCGGAAGAUAUGAACGAGGCGGAAAGGAGAGAACAGGAGAUACAAAGACUAGCCGAAGAUGGCAAGAGGCGCAGAAAGGAAGCACAAGAGCGCAUGGAGAAGAAGCGCAAAGAAGAGGACGAGGCGAGCUUCGUGGACGUAAGCCCUGAGCCGCAGGCACCCAAGCCUGGAGACUCCGCCGAGAUCGAUCGCACAGUCAAGGUCCGGUUCCAACGAGAAGGCGACGCUACAAACUGGGACAAAGACAAGCUAUCGAGCAUGUUUGCGAAAUACGGCAAGAUCGACAGCGUCGUCAUGGGCAAGGACAAGAAGAUCCGACCAUCGGGAGAGAAGCACCGCAAGGUCAUCGCCAUUGUCUUUAUCAUCUACACACGUCUUGAUCACGCGCACGCCGCCGUUCUGGACGGAAAGUCCGACUACCCGUCGCUCGAAUCCGUGGCUUGGGCGAACGGCGAGCCCGACCUCAAAUCACCAACCAACGACGCGCCCUCAGCGCCGUCAACACCUAUAUCUACGCCGAAGAACCAGUCCUUCAGGUCAUCGUUUGGCCCAGGCAUAGGGAAGGGCGUUGGAAGUACCACGCCACUAGGAACACCAAAGUUCUCUUUCAGCCCGAAGACACAUAGCUUAGAGGAGGUGACUAUGAUGAGACUGAAGCAAGCAGAAAAGAAGCGGUUGGAGGAUCAGAUACGCAAGCAGGAGGCUGCCGAGGAGGCUGCGGUAUGA
Alternaria incomplexa is the source of this 1101-nucleotide messenger RNA. RefSeq lists its product as uncharacterized. The transcript has a single exon. Gene Ontology annotation, biological process: spliceosomal complex disassembly. Gene Ontology annotation, cellular component: spliceosomal complex. The record is from RefSeq and is a predicted model, not a curated record. NCBI's taxonomy places the organism in Eukaryota, Fungi, Ascomycota, Dothideomycetes, Pleosporales, Pleosporaceae. Gene Ontology annotation, molecular function: nucleic acid binding. The coding region runs from base 1 to 1101 and encodes 366 amino acids.